AUGAGCACCCUAUGGAUGGGAAACGUGAGUAUCUCGAACCAUUUCAGUCGACAUUUUUAACACUUCAUGUUGUAGGUAGCUAGUUGAAUCUAAGUAGCUAGCCAGGUUUAGCUAGCUUCAACUUGAAAGUUAUGUUUGCUAGCAUACUAGCUAGCUAGUAGUUGCAUAACGUUAGGUGGCUAGCUAGUUAACCGACUUGGUUUAUUAGUGCUACGUUAACUUGUUGCAGAUGGAACAUUUGACACCUAAUUACUAGCUAAACACAGCCUUUAUAAUAUUUGCAAGGGACAUGUGGUAGCUAACUCUUAGCUAAGUUAGCGUUAGCUAACCUUACCAUGUUAUGAUAAUGAAGUCUGUCUGUGUUUGUUUGGUAGUUGGAGCCCUACAUGGACGAAAGCUUCAUAACCCGAGCCUUCGGCACUAUGGGGGAGUUGGUGGUGAGUGUACGGAUUAUACGCAACAAGGUAACCGGGUGAGUAUUUUAUCUAGGACGUUUGACCUGAGUGUAUGGCUAUAGCUACACUAGCUCUCCAACCUCUUCUCCGCAUGUAGGGGUUUCAGCGGUUACUUACAUUCGCCCACAUUUGGCUCCAUGUAAUUUAGAAAAGUCAAAAAUCAUAGCUUUCAAACCGGUUUUCGAAACAUAUUCACCAUAUCUUUCAUAUCAGCAAUAACGAAUAUUUCCAAUAAGAAAUAUACACUUACUGUAGCAGUUUUGCACAGAUCCACAAGCUGUGUCUGCCUCCAGUUGACAACUACACUUCCUCCCCAGGUAUGCUUACACACCGGUGUUCAGAGGACGCUAGUUAGCUAAUUAACACAGGUAGUUGCUUAUGUCUUCCGCAAUGUAACAUGGAGAGAUAGCCUUGGGGGAGCACUAACCCUAUAAAAGUGUGUAGUAAUUUAACCUUAUUUUUGUUAAAUGUAUUUCUUGCUGAUAUGUUCCUUAUGUUUCCAAAAAAAUUACCACAAGCAUGCGUGUUAUUGUUUGGAGAAAGCGUCGGGAAACUCUUAACAAAACUCCCCCAGUCAAAAGAUACUGUCAGUGGCGGCAGCCACGGUAAAUUAGAUCUGGAAACUUACAAACCCGAUGUUACGACUAUGAAUGAACAUUUACACGGUACAAUUAUUACUUUACGUCUCCCUUUACUUGGUUACAGAUUUUUUUUUUUUUUUUUUUUUUUAUGCAUACAAACUUUUGUCAGUAAUGUGGCAUCUGCAAAGGACACGAACCGAACGUAGCUAGUCGAAGUUAGCUAGUCAAUCAAGCAACUCUAGGCCAGACUUUAGAGUAGCUUUGCAGCUUCCGGUUUCAUUUCCAAGUCUAGAGCUUGUUUUAGAACUGCAUUCGACAACGACGUUAUACCAGUAGAUGACGUAGUAGAGGCUUGGGCCUUCAGAAAAUUACUUGUGAUAAUGAUAAAGAUCAGCGCCUUGUUUAGAAUAACCGCCUGAGCUGCAAAAUAGAAAGUAAAUAUGCUUUCGGCUUAUUCCGCUAUCUAAAUACGCCAUGUUGUUGUGUGUUAUUUAAUGGCCAUAUAUUUGCAUAAUUUAUUUCUAUAGCCGUGUGGGGCUACUGUGGUGAUCAUGUAAUCUAGUGAAUCACACUUUUUCUAGUAUUUGGGAGCACGGACUGUAGGCCUUAUAUUAGGCAUUUUGACUGUUGUAUUAGUGAAUUCCACUCUUUGCACAACCGCGUCACGAAGAGGCUCUAUCCAUAUCAAUAAAUGAGACAAAACAAAUGUUUUAUUAAGUAUUGGCUAUAACCUGUCUUGUGCGAAAUAGCCAAGGGGUCCCAAAUGAUCAAGACUAUAGCCUAUUCUUGUUGCCAGAUCCGUUUUCCCUAUCAGCUACUGCACGUGCUUCUUCAACUAUUGUGUUUAAAAUGUAUUUAGAGGCCUGUGAGCUAGGGUAUCUUUUUAAAGGGAGCCCUAUUAUAAAAACAGUUAUAAAACACAAACUGCAGAGGAUAAGUUCAUUAGAGUUACAAGCCUCAGAAAUUGCAGCCCAAAUAAAUGCUUCAGAGUUCAAGUAUAAAUGAAAAAUAAAAUACUAAUUUAUCUUGAUUAGAUAAGUAUUCAACCCCCUGAGUCAAUACAUGUUGAAAUCACCUUUAGCAGCGAUUUACAGCUUUGAGUCUAAGAGCUUUCCACACCUGGAUUGUGCAACAUUUGCCCAUUAUUCUUUUAAAAAAUGAUUCAAGCUUUGUCAAAUUGUUUAUUGAGCAUUGCUAAACAAUCAUUUUCAGGUCUUGCCAUAUAUUUUCAAGUAGAUUUAAGUCAAAACUGUAACUCAGCCACUCGGGAACAUUCACUGUCUUCUUGGUAAGCAGCUCCAGUGUAUAUUUGGCCUUGUGUUGUAGGUUAUUGUCCUGGUGAAAGGUGAAUUCAUCUCCCAGUGUCUGGUGGAAAGUUGACUGAACCAGGUUUUCCUCUAGGAUUUUGCUUAUGUUUAGCUCCAUUCAGUUUCUUUUUUUUACCCCCCCCCAAAAAACUCCCCAGUCCUUAACGAUUACAAGCAUACCCUUAACAUGAUGCCACCACCACUAUGCUUGAAAAUAUGUGGUACUCCGUAAUGUGUUGUAUGGUUGGGGCAAAUACAAUAACACUUUGUAUUCAGGACUAAAAGUUAAUUCCUUUGCCACAUUUUUUUGCAUUAUUGCUUUUGUUGCAAACAGGGUGUAUGUUUUGGAAUAUUUUUUUAUUCUGUACAGGCUUCCUUUUCACUCUGUCAAUUAGAUUGGUAUUGUGGAGUAACUACGAUGUUGUUGAUCCAUCCUCAGGUUUCUCCUGUAACUGUUUUAAAGUCACCAUUGGCCUCGUGGUGAAAUUCCGGAGUGUUUUCCUUCCUCUCUGGCAACUGAGUUAGGAAGGACGCCUGUAUCUUUGUAGUAAGUGGGAGUAUUGAUACACUAGGCUUGGGCGGUACACCAUACAUACCGUAUACCAGAGUAUUUGGAAAUAGCCACAGGAUGGUUUUUCAAUACAUUUAACAUUUUGGUCAUUUAGCAGACGCUCUUAUCCAGAGCGACUUACAGGAGCAAUUAACCGUUUAAACUAUUUAUUUGAAGUUUUUCUAUACAUUUUAAUAUUUGUUGCAACUUUUUUAAGUAAAUACCUGCAGUGCAAUGCGUUAGGAGAUAAAGCAGAUUGCGUUCUUAUUUUACAUCAUGAAGCUUACCAUAGUUCCCCAGAACAGUUGAGCCAGUCACGUGUUUGUUUGUAAACUGGAGAAAGCGGGAGAAGGUGAGUCCAGCUGUGUGUAUUGACGGGUCGCGGUUUAUAUUGAAAGUCAAGUGUUUUUUUUUUUUUUGCUUCAAUGGAGUGUUCAGGGAAGUGCAACUCGUUUUCCUUUACAGAAAAUACAUAAGUGCAACACACUCGGCAGAAAAUGGCUUCAUUUUCAUCAGAUGACAACAGAAGUGCAACGCUAUUUGGCUGGCAGUCACACAAGUAGGCUAAAUGAGCUUACAAUGAAAAAGCUAUGCACGGCCGUUUAUAUUUCUGUUUAUCAUAGAAUGAAUGUAUCCAGCUACAUGUAAUGUUUUUCUUAAAGUUAAUCUUGUAGGCAGGCUACACCGAGAAAAGUAGCGCUAUCUGUUGAUAGAAUGCCCGUUCGUGAAUUGUCAUCAGUGGAGAAGUGCAACUGAAGCAGAAAAUUAGUCUGAUUCCGAGCAGAAAGUACAAUAAGAAGCAUUUUAGAACUGCGUUUACAAAACGCAAGAUAUUUCUUAUGCGUUUUGUCUUUUUUUUUUUCUUGUGUGAAAAACGAAGAAUUCUGCCUUAACGUGACCCCCUAAGUUUUAACUUGCUAGUUAUCUAAGUAAGUGGCUGAAUUAAUAAGGUGGACGGGGCAUCAUAUUGUGUUUGCUUUCUGCCGUGUUCGAGAAGUCAAAGCCCUUUUUGAUGAGUUAUCUGUACAGCUGCCAUCUUUUCAUUUCCUGGUAUUAUUUGCCCUCUCCUUUCUCACUAGAACACCGGCUGCUCCAGGGCCAGUAGUUCUGUUCAUUUGAACAAUGUCUCUCGAUCACAUUCGCUUGUAAAAGUCAACUCACCAAAAAUGACAAUCUGUAGCUCCUACCUAUAUACAGUGCAUUAGGACAUUUUUCAGACCCUUUCACUUUUUCUACAUUUUGUUACGUUAGUCUUAUUCUAAAAAUGAUUAAAUUGAUGAGGGGGGGGGGGACAAUCUACACACAAUACCCCAAAAUGACAAAGCAGGUUUUUUUUAUUUUUUUUGCAAAUGUAUUAAAAAUGAACUUUUAAAAUCACAUUUACAUAAGUAUUCAGACCCUUUACUCUGUAUUUUGUUGAAGCACCUUUGGCAGCAAUUACACCCUUGAGUUUUCUUGGGUAUGAUGCUACAAGCUUGGCACACCUGUAUUUGGGGAGUUUCUCCCAUUCUUCUCUGCAGAUCCUCACAAGCUCUGUCAGGUUGGAUGGGGAGCGUCGCUGCACAGCUAUUUUCAGGUCUCUCCAGAGACUGGGCCACUCAAGGACAUUCAGAGACUUGUCCCGAAGCCACUCCUGCGUUGUCUUGGCUAUGUGCUUAGGGUUGUUGUCCUGUUUGAAGGUGAACCUUCGCCCCAGUCUGAGGUCCUGAUAUCUCUGGAGCAGGUUUUCAUCAAGGAUCUCUCUGUACAUUGCUCCGUUCAUAUUUCCCUUGAUCCUGACUAGUCUCCCAGUCCCUGCCGCUGAAAAACAUCCCCACAGCAUGAUGCUGCCACCACCAUGCUUCACUGUAGGGAUGGUAUUGGCCAGGUGAUGAGCGGUGCCUGGUUUCCUCCAGAUGUGACGCUUAGCAUUCAGGCAAAAUAAUUCAAUCUUGGUUUCAUCAGACCAGAGAAUCUUGUUUCUCAUGGUCUGAGAGUCCUUUAGGUGCCUUUUGGCAAACUCCCAAGUGGGCUGUCGUGCCUUUUACUGAGGAGUGGCUUCCAUCUGGCCUCUCUACCAUAAAAGCCUGAUUUGUGGAGCGCUGCAGAGAUGGUUGCCCUUCUGGAAGGUUCUCCCAUCUCCACAGAGGAACUGGAGCUCUGUCAGUGACCAUCGGGUUCUUGGUCACCUCCCUGACCAAAGCCCUUCUCCCCCGAUUGCUCUACGGACUAUUCCUUCCACCUCAUGGCUUGGUUUUUGCUCUGACAUGCACUGUCAACUGUGUGACCUUGUAUAGACAGGUGUGUGCCUUUUCCAAAUCAUGUCCAAUCAAUUGAAUUUACCACUGGUGGACUCCAAUCAAGUUGUAGAAACAUCUCAAGGAUGAUCAAAGGAAACAGGAUGCACCUGAACUCAAUUUCGUGUCUCGUAGCAAAGGGUCUGAAUACUUACGUAAAUAAGGUAUUUUAUUUAUUUUUAAUAUACAUUUGCAAAAAAUUCUAAACACUUUUCGCUUUGUCAUUAGGGGAUAUUGUGUUUUAGAUUGAGGAUAAAAAAUAAAAUAAUCAAGUUUAGAAUUAGGCUUGAACGUAACAAAAUGUGGGAAAAGUGAAGGGGUCUGAAUACUUUCCGAAGGCACUGUAUGUAUUACUUUUUAUGAGCUGGAUUGCCUGUUUUUAGCAAUUGUUUUUCAAUUUCAUUUUCACUUCAUUAGCAUAUUUAGCUAGCAUCCUCCAUGGAAAUUCGCUAUUACUUGUACUUAUUUUGUUAGCUUUCUGGUAAUAGAUGGCCAAUGGGCUUUUUUAGCGUUUUAUUUUUUUGUGUCCCCUUGUGUACUAAGCCGGUAAUACCGUAAAUCCCGGGAUGAGAGGACGGGAUCUGGAUACCGCCCAACCCUAUGAUAUGCCAUCCAAAGUGUAAUUAAUAACUUCACCAUGCUCAAAGGAAUGUUCAAUGUUUGUUUACCCAUCUACCAAUACAUGCCCUUCUUUGCGAGGCAUUGGAAAACCUCACCUGAUCUUUGUGGUUGAAUCUGUGUUUUGAAAUUCACUGCUUGACUGAGGGACCUUACAGAUUGUAUGUGUGGGGGUACAGAGAUGAGGUAGUCGUUAAAGAAAUCAUGUUUUGCACACUGACUCCAUGCAACUUAUGUUACUUAUUUAAGCUAAAUGUUACACCUGAACUUACUUAUGCUUGCCGUAACAAAUGGGUUGAAUACUUAUUUAAUACAUUAGUAAAAAAAAAAGUGUAAAACAUCCUUCCACUUUGACAUUAUGGGGUAUUGCGUUUUAGGCCAGUGACAAACUAAAUUUAAUCCAUUUUAAAUUCAGGCUGUAACGCAACAAAAUGCGGAAAAGAUCAAGGGGUGUGAAUGCUUUCUGAAGGCACUAUGUACAUGGAGGUAAACUGACUAGCCAACAGCAUGGAUAAUAACCAAUAGCAGCAGUGUAUGUGAUGAGUCAAAAGAGUUAAUGCAAAAGGGGGUCCAUGCAGUUUAUUUGGGUAGCUAUUUGGUUAACUAUGUAGCAGUCUUUUUAUUUCUUUUUAUUUAACUAGGCAAGUUGGUUAAGAACAAAAUCAUAUUUACAAUGACGGCCUACCCGGCCAAACCCUCCCCUAACGAUGCUGGGCCAAUUGUGCCCCGGUCUAUGGGACUCCCAAUCAGGGCCGGUUGUGAUACAGCCCGGGAUCGAACCCGGGUCUCUAUUGACGCCUCUAGCACUGCGUGGCACAGCCGCCUUAGACCACUGUGCCACUCAGGAGGCCUAAAUGGCUUGGGGUUAGAAGCUGUUCAGGUUCCUGUUGGUUCCAGACUUGGUGCAUCGGUACCGCUUGCCGUGUGGUAGCAGAGGGAACAGUAAUGACUUGGGUGGCUGGAGUCUUUGACCAUUUUUAGGGCCUUCCUCUGACACCGCCUGGUAUAGAGGUCCUGGAUGGCAGGGAGCUCGGCCCGAGUGGAUGUACGCACUACCAGCUAUAGCGCCUUGCAGUCAGUUGUCAAGCAGUUGCCAUACCAAGCAGUGACGUAGCCAGUCAAGAUGCUCUCAAAGGUGCAGCUGUAGAACUUUUGAGGAUCAGAGCUCUGGUCAAAAUGCCAGAUAUUUUCAGCCUCCUGAGGGGGAAGAGGCUUUGUUGUGCCUUCAUCACAACUGUUGGUGUGUGUGGACCAUGUUCAUUCCUUAGUGAUGUGAACACUGAUGAACUAGAAGCUCUCGACCCGCUCCACUACAACCCUGUCAAUGUGGAUGGGGGUGUGCUCGGCCCUCGGUUUCCUUUUAGUCCACGAUCAGCACCUGGAGGGAGAGGAUGUUGUCCUGGCACCACCUUGCCAGGUCACUGACUUCCUCCCUAUAGGUUGUCUCAUUGUUGUCAGUGUUCAGUCCUUCCACCGUCGUGUUGUCAGCAAACUUAAUCAUGGUGUUGGAGUUGUGAGCGGCCUAAGCAGGCACCCCUGUGGGGCCCCGUGUUGUUGCCUACCCUCACAACCUGGGGGCGGCCCGUCAGGAAGUCCAGGAUCCAGUUGCAGAGGGAGACGUUCAGAGUCGUGAGCUUAGUGAUGAGCUUUGUGCCCUUUGACCUGACAAGGAAUGGCAUGAGGGCACAAACAGACUGGUACCCAGGCUAACACCAUUGUAUUAUAGCUACACACUAUACACAGUUAAAAGCAAUCCUUUUGAAUGCAACAUUGGACUGAUAUCCCUUCUCUCUGUGUUGCUCAUCAGUAGGGGUGCAGCAGGUUACUGCUUCGUGGAGCUGACCGAUGAAGCCACAGCUGAGAGGUGUCUUCGUAAAGUCAAUGGAAAAGCACUACCAGGAGCCACACCAGUAAAUAUACCAUUUUUAACAAGACUACUUAGAUGUUAUGGAUUCUAGGAUGUGUCCCAAAUUGCACCCUCGACAUCCCCCUAAAUAAUUCACUACUUUUGACCAGAGCCCAAUGGGAUGCAGACCUAGAUUGUAGCAGUUUAUACAUAAUGCUUUUUGGUAGCCUGAGACAAACAAGAUAUUUAUGCAAUUUGCCUCAUUAGCGCUUGUAUAAAUUUAAUGUAUUGUGUUCAUCAUAUUGUAAAUGAGCGUUUUUUAAGGAAGCCUUUUUGUACUUCCCAGGCUAGAAGAUUCAAGUUAAACCGGGCCACCUUUGGGAAGCAAGGAGAAAGCAGGUAUAUCAACAAGCUUGAUUGUAAGUCAAACUAAAUGUCAUGAGAAACAUUGGAAAUGAACACACAACUCCUUUUCUCUCUCCGCUGCAGUCCACUCCACUCUCUGUUCGUUGGAGAUCUCACACCUGAAGUGGAUGACGGGAUGCUGUACGAGUUCUUCUACAACCGCUAUCCAUCCUGUCGCGGGGGGAAGGUGGUGCUGGACGGCACGGGAAACUCCAAGUGAGUCCAGGAGGAUAUUAUAAUCACUAUAGCUGGUUUCCAUACAUCCAGGUUGAUUUAAUAUAGGAUGUGAGUACAAUUUGACAAGGCUAUUUCCAAUGGUCCUCUGUAGCUCAAUUGGUAGAGCAUGGCGCUUGUAACGCCAGGGUAGUGGGUUCGAUCCCUGGGACCACCCAUACGUAAAAAUGUAUGCACACAUGACUGUAAGUCGCUUUGGAUAAAAGCGUCUGCUAAAUGGCUUAUUAUUAUUAUUAUUAUUAUUAUUAUUAUUAUUACAUCUACUGUUACUAUUACACGACUAUUUAUAAUAGUCAAAACUUCUACACUAACAAUUUUAUGUUUAACUUCUUCCACUACCAAAAAAGUAUUCAAAACGUAAUUUGGUUAACAAUUUUUAGCAGUCUUAUUUAAUUUUUAUUUAACUAGGCAAGUCGGUUAAGAACAAAUUAAUAUUUACAAUGACGGCCUACCCGGCCAAACUCUCCCCUAACCCGGACGAUGCUGGGCCAAUUGUGCCCCGGUUUAUGGGACUCCCAAUCACGUCCGGUUGUGAUAAGGCCCGGGACCGAACCCGGGUCUCUAGCGUUCUAGUUAUUUACUUGUCUGAACGUUUCUCUUGUUUCCAGGGGUUGUGGGUUUGUCCAGUUCCCAGACCAGAGGCUUCAGAAGUUGGCGCUGGAGGAGUGUCAGGGAGCGGUGGGGCUCGGGAGCAAACCACUACGACUGAGCCUAGCUGCUAACAAGUGAGUUUUACUUCAGUUCUUACUGUGUUACUAUGUUAUACGACGUCUCCAGACAUGGCGUGUGUGUGUAUAUACCAUUCGAAAAACCAGGGUUGUAGCAUAACCCAAUCGUUUUCCAAACUACCUUUUUAUAGCCUAUAAAACUGUAGCUAUAUUGUUUGACUAUUCCCCUUGUUGGUCAGAUUUUUUGCAAGACCUGAGCAGAGUAUCUUUCCCCAAAAUAAAUACGUUUUUCAACUCCUAAAGAGGUGGGUUUAAUAAUCACUGUCCGAUGCCUCGGUUACCAAUAAUUCUCUCUCUCUCUCACUCACAGAACUCGUCAUAAUCAAUCAGACAACAGGGGGUGGGGGUCACAUGGAGGAGGCUACAGACACAACCAGAAUCAAUACAACCAACAGCCGUAUGGUGGUGGAUGGGGCUCAUGGGGCUACGACCAGAAUGGAGGCAACUAUGGCGGCUACAACUAUAACCAGUAUGAUUACACUCAGAAUCCUGUACAGGUAAGAUUGCUGCCCUGCUUCCCUUUUACUGGGGAUAUGUGACGUAGCUCAACGGCACCUUUAACUGGGGAUAUGUGACGUAGCUCAACGGCACCUUUAACUGGGGAUAUGUGACGUAGCUCAACGGCACCUUUUACUGGGGAUAUGUGACGUAGCUCAACGGCACCUUUUACUGGGGAUAUGUGACGUAGCUCAACGGCACCUUUUACUGGGGAUAUGUGACGUAGCUCAACGGCACCUUUUACUGGGGAUAUGUGACGUAGCUCAACGGCACCUUUACUGGGGAUGUGACGUAGCUCAACGGCACCUUUACUGGGGAUAUGUGACGUAGCUCAACGGCACCUUUACUGGGGAUAUGUGACGUAGCUCAACGGCACUACUACUUAGACAUGCAAUAUUAACACCUUAAUGCCUUGUGUUUUCCUUAAUGUAGUUAUGACUUUUCAAUAUACACAAUCAUUUUAUUAACCAACUCAUUUAACAUUUUCAGGAAAAUGAAGUUGUUGAAGAUGAUGGUCUGGAAGGUAGGUGGUGGUUUUUCCUACUUGUUUUUCCCCGGACUAGUGUGGCCAAUUUAUCUAAAAGGCUCUUGAUGACAUUGACUUGAUGGAAUUGAGGUGUUUCAUAAUUAAGUUAGAUUGAUAUCCUGCAUGUUCAGAGGAUUUACCAGUAUAUGUCAUUUAGCGGAGUCGGACUCAUGCUCCUCGACCCAAGGGGGUAUCCCCUCUUGGUCUAAUGGUUAACAGAAGACUGGGGUUCAGAUCCCACCUUUUGACGACAGCAGUCAACAAGUAAUCACUGCCAGCCUUUUCCUCCAUUGUAGAUCCUAACCCAGAGCUGGAUGUGGUGGAAGCCAACAGGAAGUUUAUGGAACACAGCGAGGAACUGUAUGAUGCCCUUAUCCAGUGCCACUGGCAACCCUUGGAAUCCUCUGAACAGGCCUUUGGAACCACGAGUAGCCUUCCAGAACCUGUCUACUGUUGAGGCAUGCAAUGGAAUGGCAAUAUCCUAUUUUGCCAUGUUCUUUGGACUUUCCUAUUAUAUUCUGUAGAUGUUUGAUCAUUGAAAGGCUAAAGACACAUCCCCAGUCCUUGGCCAUAACUGCCAUUUACUUACAGACAUUAUUUUUGUGUUAAUUGACAAGUUUUAUUUUGUGCCUCCUCUUAUAAAAGUCAGUGGACACCUGGCACAUGCUGUACCUAAGAAUAGCUUCCUGUUUUCAUUUGCUAUGCUUUGCAUCAUCUUUGCAGUUUAGGGUCUGUCCCAAAUGGCAUCCUAUUCUCUAUUUAGUGCACUGCUUUUAGCUAGGGCCCAAAGAACUCAGGUCAAAAGUAUUGCGCUAUAUAGGGAAUAGAGUGCCAUU
Coregonus sp. 'balchen' is the source of this 10860-nucleotide messenger RNA. Lineage: Eukaryota; Metazoa; Chordata; Actinopteri; Salmoniformes; Salmonidae. The record is from the annotation of a GenBank genome assembly.